Messenger RNA from Peronospora belbahrii, 369 nucleotides. NCBI's taxonomy places the organism in Eukaryota, Oomycota, Peronosporomycetes, Peronosporales, Peronosporaceae. The record is from the annotation of a GenBank genome assembly.
AUGCCUCACUUUCUGCUGACUGCUCUGCUUGGAACAUCGUUUCGGCAUCUGAGCAUCCAGGAGGGAAGAAAAAUGCAGCUCUUUGUGCAAACCCUUUCAGGCUCCCCACUCACGCUUUGCGUGGCGUCGGAUGCCUCGGUGGCAUCGAUCGAGCAGGCUGUGGAGGAUGUUGAGUACAUUCAAAGCUUUCGUCUUGUAUGCGCUGGUAAGCAGCUGACGAGUGGCUCGCUUGCUGACUAUGCUAUUGGCGAGUGCGACACGCUCAAGAUGUUGCUGUCUGUGAAUGGUGGCAUGCGUGCCAAGUGGCGCAAAAAACGUAUGCGCCGUCUUCGUCGCAAGCGCCGAAAGAUGCGUCAGCGUGCUAGAUAA